Perkinsus marinus ATCC 50983 is the source of this 393-nucleotide messenger RNA. RefSeq names its product Programmed cell death protein, putative. NCBI's taxonomy places the organism in Eukaryota, Perkinsozoa, Perkinsida, Perkinsidae. The coding region runs from base 1 to 393 and encodes 130 amino acids. The transcript has 5 exons. The record is from RefSeq and is a predicted model, not a curated record. Gene Ontology annotation, cellular component: nucleus; cytosol. Gene Ontology annotation, molecular function: DNA binding.
AUGAACGCUAACGAGGAAGCAUCGGCUAUGCGAAACGCUGCUAAUAUGGAGUCACAGCAGCAACAACAGCAGCGACAGGCCGAGAUGCAACAGCAGAAAGAGGCGAUGGAGGAGCGCAGGCGAGUGGCGGUUCGUUCCAUGAUGGAACCAGAGGCUCUCGAAAGAUUGAACCGUAUCGGCCUUGUUAAGCCGGAGAAGCAACGCGCUGUAGAAAACCUCAUUAUACAGAGUGCUCAAUCGGGCAGGCUGCAGCAACGAAUAGAUGAGGGCACCUUGGUGGAGCUGUUAGAGCAUGUAGAAAAACAAAAUGGUUCUGCUAGCAAUAUUAAGUUCGCCCGAAAGGCCUUUGACGACGAUGACGAUUCCGAUAUCGAUCUUGAUAACCUAGAGUGA